GAUUGCUGGAAAGUCUAUGAUUCUAACAGCACUACUUCAAGACAAAGAAACGCAUGACUGUGAUACGAAUAAACAUUUGUGGAAAGUGAGACUAAUAAUAAUAAAACUGUGACCAAAUCCCCACAAAUCUUUCGAACUUUCGUAUUACACUGAUAAGUAUCAUAGACUUACAUUCACCGCAUGUGCCUUAUAUGUGUGCAGGACUAGAUUUAGAAGCAAGAACGCAAACAGAGCAAAACGAUGCCGAGAGGAUUUCUGGUUAAGCGUACGAACCAUCCAGGCCAGUUUUCUCACAGAUUUAGACAUGUUUCGGACGAAGAUCGAAGUGAAAGUGGUUCCGACCAGGAGUACGUGCAGACGAACUUUGGUUCGCCAGACUCCGGUUACUCAGCAUCGCCAAUCUCCGCCAAUUUCCGUGAACGCUUUUUGCAAUAUGCGGAGUUGAACAGAAUCUGCCGAUCGCCUGUUCCGUCUCCAGUGCCACCAAACUUGCACGGUUAUCCAUCUCCGCUGUACUAUGCAACCUUCGACAGAUUAUCAGUAAGCCACGAUGAACCUUUGGAUCUUAAAAUUCACAAAGAAGACGUCGCCGACGUGGAAAAACCUUUGGACUUUUCAAAAACGCCAAAUAAACAAACUUCCGUACAAUUACUUUCGAAACCAACGCCGGUUAAAGUAACACCUCCAAUAAGCCCAAACAAGCGACGAGGAACAUCGGAACACUCAGAAAAUAAAUCAAAAUCUUCCAAGAAACCAAAAGCAGCCCGUAAAAUAAACUUCGAUGAGGAUACAUCGUCACCAGUGUCCGGGACUAUCAUUAGAAAACUCACCGAUGAUGUUGAAGGUGCGAGAAUAGUGUGUGGAGACAUAGACAGCAAGUUCAAUUGUGUCGAAGUGACACCAGAGGCGAAGGCAGAAAUUGCAAAGAUCGAGAACCGGAUUGGGGACUAUGUGUGCAGGCUCUGCAAGGAGCUUUUCGAGGACGCCUUCCAGCUGGCGCAGCACCGAUGCUCCAUGAUCAUCAACAUCGAGUACCGGUGUCCGGAGUGCGACAAGGUCUUCAACUGCCCCGCCAACUUGGCCUCGCAUCGACGCUGGCAUAAGCCGCGACCAACCGCACAGAAACGGAGCGCCACGCCGGUGAAAAUUCUCCCGGCGGAAACAGUAGUUGAAAACCAUGUCGCGCUUGAGGAGUCUGAUCAAGAGUUGCCAGGUAUGCCGGAAAUAAGCGUCUCCGAGAACGCAGAAGAAAAGCGGUUCCCAUGUAGCCAGUGCAAUAAGACGUUCCGUCGCCAGGCGUACCUACGAAAGCAUUCGCAGGUGCACGAAAGCGACUCAAUCUACGUGUGUCAAUACUGCAGCAAGGUGUACCAACACGACGCCGCACGGGCGAAGCACGAGCAGACGCACACUGGAGGGAAGGAGCUCACGUGUACCCUGUGUAUGACGUCAUUUCCGAACAAGAUCGUUCUCGAGAAGCACGUGCGUCAACAUGGCAGCGAUAAAUUCGACUGCAAAUACUGCGAAAAUUCGUUUUGUAGCUCGCCUGGCCUCACCAGACACAUCAAUAAGUGCCACCCGUCCGAAAAUAGACAGGUUAUUCUGCUCCAGAUACCUGGAAACAGGAACUGUUGAAGUCAGCGCCAUAUCCGUGUUGUGUGCCGUAUACGUAGAUUGUGCCUAUAAGUGUGGGACAGGGUUUAGUGUGCCUUUAACCAAGAUGUCUGUGCGUCAAUCUAACACCCAGAAAGGAAAGGUAUUUGAAAAUUGGCAGAACGCGAGCAACUGUGAUUUCUUGUAUAUUUUUUUAUGUGAUUAUGAAGGCAUUUUUCUUCAAGGAGCUGAUCUCACUGAGAUUUAAUUUGUGCUAAAAGGACAUUAUAAUUAGAUUAUUUUUUAUUUGUUCAUCUAGUCUCUAUAUUAUGUUGACCUUUUAAAGGUAUGUUUUGUUUAUUUUGAUUUAUUAAGGUUUAAAUUACCGCAUAGAGUAUGUUUUUUGAUUAUUUUUCUUUUUAUACUAGUCAUAUAUCACGUUCUUUCAUUAUAUGCUAUAUAUAUUUGUUUAUUUCUUUCGUGCAAUAUUUAAGUGCAAUUCCAUCUUGUGCAAUAUUUAAGUGCAAUUCCACCAUGUGCAAUAUAUUGAGUGCAAUCAAACCCAGUGCAAUAUAUAUUUUCAGUCACUUACGUGCAAUAAUUUUGUGCAAUAAAACUAUGUGCAAUAUUUCAUGUGCAAUUCCAUCUUGUGCAAUAUGUUCGUGCAAUUCCACCAUGUGCAAUAAUUUUGUGCAAUAACAUCGUGUGCAAUUAAAUUGUAUGCAUUUUAAUUAUUUACGUUGUUAAUGUGUGAGAUCUAGUAAUUUUAUUUUACUUAUUUAUAUAGAUUUAUUUUUACAUAUUAGCCUUCGUGCCAUAUAACUAGUAUCAUGUUUGCCUUGAAUAGAGAAAUCCAGUUAGAUUUAUAAUAAUUAGUCGACGUUUCAAUUGCUCCUGAUAAAUUGUUUUAAAAUAUACAUAUUUACAUGCCAAAGAUUUUCAAGUACUUUUCAUGCGUUUCUUAUUCUUAUUAUAAAGUUGUGUUCUCCAACUGCCUUGUAAAGUUAUUUUACCCAUUAUGCCUAGUGUCUAGAAAAAAGGCCUUGGCAAACAGCGUAGACCCAGAUGAGACGCCGCAUGAUGCGGUGUCUCAUCAGGGUCUGCGCCGUUUGCUUAAAGGAAUUUCUGUAAGAAAUAUUCUAAAUAUAGAAAUAAAUAUACUAGACAUCCCUAAUUUUGGAAAUAAAUUGAUCCGAUUUAGAAGGAUGGGAGAGUCUACUAGGCAUAAAUGGGUUAAUGUAUAAUGAUAUGACUACACUGAACGAACGUUGGUUAAUGGUUGUUUCACACGUUAUCAACAUCCUUCGAAUUAAACUCUUCAAAGGCCUCUUUAUUUGAUAUACAAAUUAAUAAUUAAUGUGGUUUAAUUCUUAUUUUAAAUUUUUAUUGCAAUUCAUUGAAUUCUUCCACUAAUUUCAUACUGUUUCAUACAGUUAAGUAAGGCACAUGUGAUAUACGUUCGUUCAGUGUACAUUUUUAAAUACCAUAUUCACAUACGAGAAAAGACAUGGGAUGGUUACAUCUGAUUUUACUCUUGAAAUAAUUUAAUCGUUGAUAAAAACUACAGUAUUUUUUUUUAUAUAAUUUGAUCAUUUUUAUUUUGUUGGUUUUAUUAUUUUUGAUUAAUUUUAUUUUUCCAAGCACAUUAAAGUAUUUUUUUAAAAAUAUUAUUCCCAUGUCUGACUCUCUAC
Molecule: messenger RNA, 3284 nt
Organism: Dreissena polymorpha
Lineage: Eukaryota; Metazoa; Mollusca; Bivalvia; Myida; Dreissenidae
Product: insulinoma-associated protein 1a-like
Exons: 1
Coding region: 241-1635 (464 amino acids)
Biological process (GO): negative regulation of transcription by RNA polymerase II; neuron differentiation; regulation of cell cycle process
Cellular component (GO): nucleus; transcription repressor complex
Molecular function (GO): DNA-binding transcription repressor activity, RNA polymerase II-specific; RNA polymerase II cis-regulatory region sequence-specific DNA binding
Source: RefSeq, a predicted model, not a curated record